UUCUUCUUCGAACUACCGCGGAUUCGUGUCCAACUGUCCACACUGUGCAGCGCCAAGGUCCUGGACAGGCCAAAAGCCAUCGCCGGCGGCAGUCUCGUUCGUAUCCGUGGGCUUAAUUUUCUUUUCUGUUGGAAAGUCAAGCUCACAUCACUGUGUUUUACACGGCACGCGCCCUCCCGGGCUCUCCGUCUCGCGACGCCACGACGCCCCCCGCGGCCAAGCCAGUCUGCAGUUCUGCACCACGCGGCGGCUCCACGCAGCACCGCCCGCGACCCCGAGCUACGCCGAACCUGCGAGAAACCCCCCGGCAAAAACCCGGCGAUUUCGGUGCACCGCGCACGUUGCACCUCGUUCCCGCCACCCUGCACGCCAUGGCCGGGGCCAUUCUCCGCCGCCUUACCCCGACCGCCGCCACCAGCCCGCGCGUGGCGCCGCUACUACCCCUGCUCGUCGCCCGGGGUGUCUCCGACUCCACGGACGCGAUCACCGUGGAGACCUCGGUCCCCUUCAAGUCCCACAUCGUGGACGCGCCGUCGCGCGAGGCGACCACCACGGCGAGGGAGCUGCUAUCUUUCUUCCGCGACAUGUCGCUGAUGCGUCGCGCCGAGAUCGCGGCGGACUCGCUGUACAAGGCGAAGCUCAUCCGGGGCUUCUGCCACCUCUACGACGGGCAGGAGGCGGUGGCCGUGGGCAUGGAGGCCGCCAUCACGCGCGCCGACGCCAUCAUCACGGCCUACCGCGACCACUGCGCCUACCUCGCGCGGGGUGGGGACCUCGUCGCCGCCUUCGCCGAGCUCAUGGGCCGCCGGGACGGAUGCUCCAGGGGCAAGGGAGGCUCCAUGCACUUCUACAAGCGCGACGCCAACUUCUUCGGCGGCCAUGGCAUCGUCGGCGCGCAGGUGCCGCUUGGCUGCGGCAUCGCCUUCGCGCAGAGGUACAGGAAGGAAGGCACCGUCACGUUUGACCUCUACGGCGACGGCGCCGCCAACCAGGGACAGCUCUUCGAGGCGCUUAACAUGGCCGCGCUCUGGAAGCUGCCUGUCGUAUUGGUCUGCGAGAACAACCACUAUGGGAUGGGGACGGCAGAGUGGAGGGCCUCCAAGAGCCCGGCUUACUACAAGCGCGGGGACUAUGUGCCUGGGUUAAAGGUAGAUGGAAUGGAUGUUCUUGCUGUGAAGCAAGCUUGCAAAUUUGCCAAAGAACAUGUACUUGAAAAUGGACCAAUUAUCCUUGAGAUGGACACCUAUAGAUACCAUGGUCACUCUAUGUCAGAUCCAGGUAGCACCUACCGCACUAGGAAUGAGAUUGCUGGGAUAAGACAGGAGCGUGAUCCAAUCGAAAGGGUUAGGAAGCUCAUAUUGGCCCAUGAAUUUGCAACGGCCCAAGAGCUAAAGGACAUGGAAAAGGAGAUAAGGAAGCAAGUUGACGCUGCCAUUGCUAAAGCGAAGGAGAGUCCAAUGCCUGACCCAUCUGAGCUUUUCACAAAUGUUUAUGUCAAUGACUGCGGUUUGGAGUCCUUUGGUGUAGACAGGAAGGUGGUGAGGACCGUUCUUCCGUAGGCUGGCAAACAAGAGCAGCAGUACAGUAGUAUGGUCUGUAUUGUGUACACGUACCGAGGAGCUUGCACUACUGAUACAGGACAGGCGAAGGGAUCCUCUGUUGCCGUACGCAUUCCUUUCUCUGGUAGGAAUAGUACGAAAUAAGUUUGUUCGUAUGUAUAUUGAUGAUGCAUCAAGUGCUGGAUUCGGUUUUCCGCAUCACAAUCACGGGUUAUACUUUCCUCUGCUUGUUUGAGCUAUGAUGAUGUGCAGCCGAAAUUUUAUCAGGUGACCCAUGCCAUGCAGAUUUUUCUCAGGUGAGCUAUUGCAAUACUUGCACAGAUUCCGUUUCCCUGCACAGUCCCACCAUGUAAACAGUAGUUCGCUGCAUUGUCUAGGCGGCAGCUAAUAGCUUUUUAUUUGUUGAGAA
Messenger RNA from Sorghum bicolor (sorghum), 1968 nucleotides. RefSeq names its product pyruvate dehydrogenase E1 component subunit alpha-2, mitochondrial. Gene Ontology annotation, cellular component: intracellular membrane-bounded organelle. Gene Ontology annotation, molecular function: pyruvate dehydrogenase (acetyl-transferring) activity. Gene Ontology annotation, biological process: pyruvate decarboxylation to acetyl-CoA. The record is from RefSeq and is a predicted model, not a curated record. The transcript has 8 exons. Bases 372 to 1559 code for a protein of 395 amino acids. NCBI's taxonomy places the organism in Eukaryota, Viridiplantae, Streptophyta, Magnoliopsida, Poales, Poaceae.